Molecule: messenger RNA, 2019 nt
Organism: Drosophila novamexicana
Lineage: Eukaryota; Metazoa; Arthropoda; Insecta; Diptera; Drosophilidae
Exons: 3
Coding region: 1-2019 (672 amino acids)
Source: RefSeq, a predicted model, not a curated record
AUGGGUGCUCGUCUUGCCACCGGUCACUUGCUCUUCAAAUGGUUCUUCUUUUGUCUAAUCCUGAUCAUUAUUUUCAUGCUAUAUGCACCGUAUAAAAAUAUUGAAAUCGAACCAACAAUGCGUAGUAAAACUGAAGUGGUUAGUGCGAUUCCAACACCUAAUUUGGCUAAUAGUUCGCCCAAGAUUGAGGUGCCAAAGCAUUUUGUGCAUACCUCACAGUGCAUGAUACCCUAUAUAAAUCCGUUUUCGGCCGAGGCCUUAAAAAUCUACACGCCGCGCAAGUUUAUACCUUGUUCUAACGAAAGUGAACUAGUUUCGGCUCUCUACGAUGUCAAUCGACAGCGUUAUGUUUUGCAUAUCAAUGAACCCGUGGCUAAGAAGCUGCUCAACUCGAGUGAACGGGAGUUCAAUUGCUUCUAUCGUGAGAUACAGCAUGGCGAAAAGGCGGAAACUUAUGAUAUGCUUAAGCCAAGCAAGUAUUUCUCUCAGGACUAUGUAGUGCCACUUCACGUUGAGGGCCUGAUGCUGCAGUGCGAGACUGCCGAGAUACCGUCUGUCAAGCUGCAAAAGGAUGCCUACAUUUUCAUACAAUAUCGGCCGAAUAUGAAUACUACUAAACCAUCUAUUAAGACACAUCCACGCAAACCAAGUGUUAUAAUGUAUGGCAUCGAUACAUUAUCCCGAAUUAAUUUACGUCGCACUAUGCCCUUGGUAUAUAAGCAUCUACAGGGACCCGGCUGGUACGAAAUGCAGGGCUACAAUAAGGUGGGCGACAAUUCAUUUCCCAAUAUAUUUGCCAUACUGAGUGGCUAUUCGCCGGAGAAGGCCAAAGAGCAUGUUUGCGAUACGGACAAAAGUGGCUGCCUCGAUGAGAUUCCCAUGAUCUGGAAGUACUUUAGCAAUGCCAGCUACUUGACUGCUUAUGCGGAGGAUGAGAGCCCAUCGAAUACGUUUAGUUACCUAAAGCCGGGCUUUACCAAAAAACCCACCGAUUACUAUUUUCGUCCAUUUCUGCGCGCUCUCGAGUGCGAGGCGGACAACUAUAAUUGUCCUGGUUGCCGCAUGACCUAUUGCUAUGGCCGCCGGCUGGCCAAUAGUUAUAUCUAUGAUUACGGCAGACAGUUCAUGCAGCGUUAUGUGGAGGAGAGACCCAUUUGGGGCAUGUUCUGGACGAAUCAUUUCAGUCACGAUGAUUACUUUAUGCCAUCGGCCAUGCAGCAUAAGGUUCUGGGUGAUUUGAUAAACUUCGAAAAGGAUGGAUCCAUGGAGCACACAAUUAUGAUAUUCUUUGCCGAUCAUGGUGUACGCUAUGGCAGUUUAUUAAGUUUAGCCGAGGGUUAUUUGGAGGAACGCCUGCCCAUGAUGUUUAUCUAUUUGCCUCCCUGGUUCCGACAACAGUAUCCGCAGUUUACUGAAGCCCUGGCCUUGAACCAACAUCGCCUGAGCUCCAAUUUUGAUCUGCACAACACUCUGAAGCAUAUCAUCGAGAUUGGCGGCACUCCGGAUGGUCCGGCUCUACCGAGAUCCUACGAUUGCCCCACCUGUCAAUCUCUGUUCUAUCCAAUCGCUGAAAAUCGCACCUGUUCUGAGGCGGGCAUCGCGGAGCAUUGGUGCACCUGCCAUCCGUAUCGAAAUAUCGAUCAACUCCAUUGGACUAAUCGAAUUGCGCCACGUGUUAUAGAUCGCAUGAACGAGUACUUUGUGCACAAGAAUCUCAGCCAUUUAUGCAGCAAUCUCACAUUAAAUUAUAUACAUCGAACGGAAAUUAAAAUGAGCGUAGACGUCAGUUGGGAGGAUGAUUUACCCGAACUCGAAAUCGCCGUUUAUCGCACCAAGUUUAAGGUGAUACAGAACAGCGCCGAUUUUGAGGCCACAGUUGUUUUUAACAAUAAAACAGAAGCUGUAGACGUGAAUGUGGAGAAUAUCAGUCGUACGAAUUCCUAUAAAGAUGAUUCUACUUGUAUUAGUGAUAAAAUUGCCAAAUUAUAUUGUAUAUGCUUUAGUGAUAUCAAGGCCUAG